AUAUUACUAAUAUCGAGGACAAUUUUAAGGCCUUGAAAGAUAUGCUGGUCUUUGGUGAUCUAGAAGAUACCAUACCCGCCUUACUAGAAAGUUUAGAAAAUUAUGAAGAAAAUUAUCCUUAA
Messenger RNA from Racocetra persica, 122 nucleotides. Lineage: Eukaryota; Fungi; Glomeromycota; Glomeromycetes; Diversisporales; Gigasporaceae. The record is from the annotation of a GenBank genome assembly.